AGACGCACUUAACACAUGAACAUGGAGUCACUGGCAUCCAGAGCCACACUCACACUCGCAGACACACACACUCCCCGGAGCAGCCAGUGGAGGCUGCUGAUUGGAUGCUUUGCUGGCUUACUGACUAGCUACAGACAACCCGGGCCCUCUGGUGCAGCACACCCCAACCCCGGCCUUGCUGCAGGGGUGCUCCAGGGCAGUGCCCUGGAUAAGAAGGGCAACAAGCCCAGGAAAUGUGGCCCUUUAGCUGACGAGCUUUUAAAGAUGGGCAGUGGGCCAGGCCUAGGCCCUCCAGAACCAGGAGGUGAUGGAGGGCAAGUCCCAGGCCUGCAAAGAUGCUGGCGGUCCCAGACAUGGGUCUGCAGGGGCUGUACAUCGGCUCCAGCCCCGAGCGGUCCCCUGUGCCUAGCCCGCCCGGCUCCCCAAGAACCCAGGAAAGCUGUGGCAUUGCCCCACUCACACCCUCGCAGUCUCCAAAAAUGGGAGGGCGGGGACCCAGGAGUGGCCCACCAGAAGACCCCCACCUGCCUGCUUUUGACCCCGGAGGGCGCCUUUCACAGUUUUGGCUACACCGCCCGCGAUUACUACCACGAUCUGGACCCUGAGGAGGCACGAGACUGGCUCUACUUCGAGAAGUUCAAGAUGAAGAUCCACAGCGCUACUGAUCUCACCCUGAAGACUCAGCUAGAGGCUGUGAAUGGAAAGAAAAUGCCUGCCCUGGAGGUGUUCGCCCACGCCCUGCGCUUCUUCAAGGAGCAUGCCCUUCAGGAGCUGAGGGAGCAGUGCCCAUCGCUGCCAGAGAAGGACACUGUGCGUUGGGUGUUGACAGUCCCCGCCAUCUGGAAACAGCCCGCCAAGCAGUUCAUGCGUGAGGCUGCCUACCUGGCUGGCCUGGUGUCCAGGGAGGAUGCAGAGCAACUACUCAUCGCCCUGGAGCCAGAGGCUGCCUCUGUCUACUGCCGCAAGCUGCGUCUACACCAGCUCUUGGACCUAAGCAGCCGGGCUCCGGGCAGUGGACGCCUGGGUGAACGCCGCUCCAUCGAUUCCAGCUUCCGGCAGGCCCGUGAGCAGCUGCGCCGUUCCCGCCACAGCCGCACCUUCCUGGUGGAGUCUGGCGUUGGAGAGCUGUGGGCAGAGAUGCAAGCAGGAGACCGCUACGUGGUGGCAGACUGCGGAGGAGGCACGGUGGACCUGACCGUGCACCAGCUGGAGCAGCCACAUGGCACCCUCAAGGAGCUCUACAAGGCAUCUGGUGGUCCCUAUGGUGCGGUGGGCGUGGAUCUGGCCUUUGAGCAGCUGCUGGGCCGCAUCUUCGGCGAGGACUUCAUCACCACCUUCAAAAGGCAACGGCCAGCAGCCUGGGUGGAUCUAACCAUCGCCUUCGAGGCCCGCAAACGCACUGCAGGCCCGCACCGUGCAGGGGCGCUCAACAUCUCGCUGCCUUUCUCCUUCAUCGACUUCUACCGCAAACAGCGAGGCCACAACGUGGAGACAGCCCUGCGCCGGAGCAGCGUGAACUUCGUGAAAUGGUCCUCACAGGGGAUGCUCAGGAUGUCUUGCGAGGCCAUGAACGAGCUCUUUCAGCCCACGGUCAGUGGGAUCAUCCAGCAUAUAGAGGCGCUGCUGGCGCGGCCAGAGGUGCAGGGCGUGAAGCUGCUGUUCCUGGUGGGCGGCUUCGCGGAGUCCGCUGUGCUGCAGCACGCGGUGCAGACGGCGCUGGGCCCCCGCGGGCUGCGCGUGGUGGUCCCGCACGACGUGGGCCUCACCAUCCUCAAGGGCGCGGUGCUGUUCGGGCAGGCGCCGGGCGUGGUGCGCGUGCGCCGCUCGCCGCUCACCUACGGCGUGGGUGUGCUCAACCGCUUUGUGGCCGGGCGCCACCCGCCCGAAAAACUGCUGGUCCGCGACGGCCGCCGCUGGUGCACUGACGUCUUCGAGCGCUUUGUGGCCGCCGAGCAGUCGGUAGCCCUGGGCGAGGAGGUGCGGCGCAGCUACUGUCCCGCGCGGCCAGGCCAGCGGCGCGUGCUCAUCAACCUGUACUGCUGCGCCGCCGAGGACGCGCGCUUCAUCACCGACCCAGGCGUGCGCAAGUGUGGCGCGCUCAGCCUCGAGCUGGAGCCCGCCGCCGACGGCACGUCCUCCGGCCGCCGCGAGAUCCGCGCCGCCAUGCAGUUUGGCGACACCGAGAUCAAGGUCACCGCCGUCGACGUCAGCACCAACCGCUCCGUGCGUGCCGCCAUCGACUUUCUUUCCAACUGAGGGCGUGGUGCCAGCCCGACCCCAUGCCAGGCCCCGCCCUCUUGCGAUUGGGGGUCUGGGGUGUAUGUUUGCGGCGGACAGAGCUGCUGGUUCUGAAGUCAGCGCCUGCCCCCUCCCCCCCGCCCUCCUGUCCGGGGAGCUGAGGUCGCAGGAUGGGUGGGGACAGACUCUCGCUUUGGAUUUGGGCCCGGGGCCGCUGACUGGAAGGCUUUAGAGCCCUGCCAAGCAAGGGCUGAGAUCAAGGAGUCAGAAGAGGUUUGUAAGAUGGUGCGCCCAUAAGGGGUGACCCCGAAGGCAGAAUGCACCAGAAGACCAAGUCCUGGCCUGAACUGGGGGGGGGGGGGGGGCGGGGUGGGUAGUGGGGUGGGAGGUGGAGGCAGCUGGGAGAGGCAGAGCAGGGCCGCUGCGGGAUGGGCAGCAGGAGGAUGGAGGAUAUGCAGGGCUUGGGCCUGAAGGGCCCAGUGCAUGGACUGAUAAGCUCAGCCAGCACAGGGCACUGGGUGGAGAACCUCUAUGGGGCAGAAAAAUGGCUGGAGACUGGCACAAGUAACACAGGGAUAGAGGACUUUCCUGGGUGUGGUACUGACCAAGUGUGACUGGUAAUUUUUAAACUUUCUCAAUUAACAGGCUAAAGAGGAGGAUGCAGGAUGAAGGCACUUAUGAGAGGAUGUGGGGGAUGCUGGCUGGGGGGAACCUUCCUUCAGGACAGAUUAAUUCAUCUAAGAAGGCCCCAAGGGCAGCCCAUGAAUGACCGACCCAGUUGCACCCUGUCCCAGUCAUCAAAGAGCAGUAGGGGUUGGGGGGCUGUAGGGAGACAGAAGGAGAAAUAAGGGCUGAUCCUGGCUCUGCCAUCAACUCAAAGUGCCAUUGGGACAUUCCCUGCCCACCCAUGACAUGCAUCUGCCCCACCUGCCUCAGAACCCUAGGUGACAAUAAAGCGUUUAUGCUUAAGGUGAA
Molecule: messenger RNA, 3213 nt
Organism: Mustela erminea (ermine)
Lineage: Eukaryota; Metazoa; Chordata; Mammalia; Carnivora; Mustelidae
Gene: HSPA12B
Product: heat shock protein family A (Hsp70) member 12B
Exons: 12
Coding region: 16-2256 (746 amino acids)
Source: RefSeq, a predicted model, not a curated record